AUACACUUGGAAAGUGUUUGAAACGAAAUAUUAAUAGGAAUGUAAAGAGUUCAGAAUAACCAUCAUGCAUAAACAAGUUUUAUUGCUUCAUAUGUAAAGAGACAUGCAAAUUGGUUGUUUUCAUCGCGAUUCUAUCAGAUUUAUUAUCUGCAUAAGCACAAAACAGAUAUUCUACUUUGACAACUGCAAAUUUAAUCGUCUUUUCACUUUUCUGUAUGGAGCAUGAUUUAUCUAUGAUUUACCAAUUGAAAUAAUUCAAUAUGUCAAUCAAGCGUAUGCUUACACUACUCACAAUUUUGUGCUGUUUAGUUCUUUUGAUAAUCAUUUUGAGCAGCUUUGCAAUUCAUGAUCAAGUUCAGCUCAACUUGCAAAAUCCUGCCAGCAAUAUGUUGAAUACACUCUCUUCAAAUGAUAGUGACUUGCAAAAGUUGCUGGAUUUAAAAGAGUUCACAUACAUUAUUAAUACCCAUUGUAAAUAUUCAUUCCAAAAUUAUAAGACAAUCAAAAGCUUUGACCAUCGCUUCAAGUUUGUUUGGCUAAUCACUUCUUAUGCUGGCGAUAAUACCAAACGAAAUGCUUUAAGGGCAGCUUAUAAUGCAAAGCAACUUACUCAGCUUGGUAUUAGAAGAAUUUUUUUACUAGGAUCUUUGAAUAAAAGUGCUCAAAAGAAAACAGGAAUUACACAAGCUAUUAUAAAAAAAGAAGCAGAUAAGUUUCAAGAUGUUAUUCAAGGUAAUUUUAUCGAAGCCUACAAAAAUUUAACUUAUAAACAUUUGAUGGGACUUCAAUGGGCUAUUGAUAAAUGUAGCAAUACUUACUCAUAUAUUAUGAAAAUGGAUGAUGAUAUUGUUAUCAACUUAUAUGAAGCAAUGGAACUUUUAAAAAAUAAAUCAUCAAUUAAUGAUGGAAAAGAUUUUUUAAUGGGAUAUGUAUUAGAUCAUAUGACUCCUAUUAGAGACAAAGAAAGCAAAUGGUAUGUUAGCAAAGAUGAAUAUUCUUCAGAAACAUAUCCUUAUUUUUUAUCAGGAUGGCUUUAUUGGAUUAGUAUGGAAACUGCUUAUAAAAUACUCCAUCAAAGUAGAUUGCACUCUAAAUAUUUUUGGAUCGAUGAUCUUUUUAUCACAGGCAUUUUAAGAAAUAAGGCUGAUAUUCACAACAUUGUUAAUGUCAACGAGUUAUUCACAACAGAUUAUAGAUACUUAAUUUGUUGUUUAAAAAAUGAUGAUAGCAGUACAAAGUACAAAUGUGAUUACUUAGUGGGACCUGAUGGAGGUGAACCUUAUCUAUUAAUGACCUUCCAAAAAUAUAGUGAAGAUUGUUACUAUCGUUAUAAUUGUAAAACUCGCCCAAUAGAACAAUCAUUAAAUAAUAAAUGUAUUUUGGAUGCUGGAAAUACAAAUCUUGAUAUAGGAAGUGCUCAUAUUGAAGAAAUACCAAUUGAUGCUAUUUAA
This is a messenger RNA of Trichogramma pretiosum, 1451 nucleotides long. RefSeq names its product beta-1,3-galactosyltransferase 1. Gene Ontology annotation, molecular function: hexosyltransferase activity. The record is from RefSeq and is a predicted model, not a curated record. The transcript has a single exon. NCBI's taxonomy places the organism in Eukaryota, Metazoa, Arthropoda, Insecta, Hymenoptera, Trichogrammatidae. Bases 261 to 1451 code for a protein of 396 amino acids. Gene Ontology annotation, cellular component: membrane.